GUCAAAAAGAUUAUCUAUACCCAGAAAAUUUUGUUCUCUGUCUACAUUACCAUUAUCUAUGAUAUUACCUCCGCUGCAAAUACUUUUUCAUUGCACUAUUUUCUCCAAUUGUACGACGCUUUUUCCACUUAGCUUCCUUCAUAUAAAUUGCUACUGAUUCUGCUAAACAGCAUUCGAGUUGCAGCAACGUCUUACACAUAUGUACAUCUGUGGAGAAUAUUACUACUACUAGCACGUGUUCAAGCUGCAUAUUGUCAUGGAGAGAAUAACUGCGGCAUUGGACGUACUUUUAAGGGAAGCAGAUGAGCUGUGCAUUGGAACAGAAGUGACUGAACUAGAUCAAGUACCGGAACCGGUAGAAUUUGCGCGGAAUUUCUAUGCCAAAAGCCAACCCGUAGUGAUACGUAAUGCCAUCAAGCAUUGGCCAGCGGUACAUAAGUGGAAACCAGCCUAUUUAGAGCAGGUGCUUGAUAAGAAAGUAUUAGAUGUGACUUCAACGCCCAAUGGUUACGCGGACGGCUUGGCAAAACAAGAUGGUAUUGAGUAUUUUGUGCUACCUCUUGAAGAGAAGAUGUGUAUGAAAGAAUUCCUACAAAAGCUAGAUGAUCCCACUGGUGCUAUAUAUUAUAUUCAAAAGCAGAAUUCAAAUUUCACAACUGAUUUCCCAGAGUUAGCUAAAGAUAUUGAUGUGCGCGAUUUGAAAUUUGCUGAACAGUGUUUGAAUACUCCACCGUUGGUAAAUUUUUGGAUGGGUGAUGAACGUGCCGUCACCUCUAUGCACAAAGACCCAUUUGAUAAUUUGUAUUGUGUCAUCUCUGGACAUAAGGACUUUAUAUUGUUACCACCGCACCAAGUUGUAAAUAUACCACGACAAUUGUACCCUGUCGGACAAUAUAGACGUAAUCAAUCGGGCCAGUUUUACAUUGAACCUGCUGAGACAAACGAAACAAAACAGAUGCAAACGGAAUGGAUAAGCAUUGAUCCAUUAGCACCAGAUUUGAGCAAAUACCCACAAUUUGCACGUACCCAACCACUACAUGUGCAAGUGAAUGCCGGUGAUGUUUUGUUCUUGCCCAAUUUUUGGUUUCAUCAUGUACAGCAGAGUCACAAGUGUAUAGCCGUUAAUUUUUGGUAUGACAUGGAGUUCGACAAUCGGUACUGUUUUUACCGUAUGCUGGAAAAGCUUGUGGAAAUAAAUCCAAAUUAGUUUUAAGCUGAAUUCUACAUUUUAUUAAUUAAUAUUAUUUUCAAGGAUAUUUUCAAAUUUCAUAUAUUUUAAAUGUAUAUUCAAAUAUAAAACUUUCACUAUAUAUGUAGAUCGAAGCGAAUGCAUCUUGUGAAAAUAUGUUUCAAUGUAUGUCUACUUAAAAAAGUAAAAUUAUGGGUAAAACUAGAGUAACCCAUUUCAUCUUUUUAACGCAUAGAAGCCGACGAAACUUGAAUUUAUAAGGCGGGCUAAGCGAUUUUCUAUGCCAAUGACAGUAACCCAUAUUCUUAAAACCCUUUUUGUGGUUUUGACCGAGCUUCUCCUCCUCCGGUGUGCGUAUCAAUUGUAUUCCACAAAUGGAAGGACCUACAGUUUUAAGCCGACUCCGAACGAGGAAUGUUUCUUAUGAGGAGCUUUUUCAUGGCACAAGUUACACUCGGAGGCUUGCCAUUGCCUGCAGAGCGACGGCUAUUAGGAAAAAUCUGGUGUUUCAUACACGGAGAUUCGAACCUACGCAUUUCCGAAUGGUGGUAACACAUCAAUCAUUCGAUUACGGCGGCCGAAUGUAAUGUCGAAAGACCAUACCAUAAAAUCGAGUUUGCUUUUUAGACUUUUUUGAAUUUUUUAACCCAUUAUUGUUUGACACUAUUUUGUGUUGAUCUCUUCAACAAAUUUAUUACUGUUUUUCGAGUUUUCUAGUUUACCUUCUUGUUAAAUUUAUUGGAAAUUUAGAUGACAUGCAAUUAAUAAUAAUUAUAUUAAUCACAAUAAUUUCCACUAAUUUUUAAUUAUAAUACGCCCGCUCUUUGAAAAAGACUAUUCACUAUAAAUACAUCCAAGUGGUAGCUAACCUUGGAAGAGCCAAUAGUUUCUUAAGAAAUAAUAUGUAAAAAUCUAAAUCCUUUAUUUGAAGCUUGUGUGAACUGACAGCCUUUCAACGCCUAUACCCUCGUUACGUCUCAAUUUGUACAAAGGUUUAUCAUCCCAUAUAACAUACAUACGUAAUUGUGGAACCAGUUUGUUUUUUUCUUUUUCUUUUUAAGUAAAAAAAUACUAACUACAUUCAAUGAUUGUAACCAUAAUUACAAAAAAUUAUAGCAAAUACAAAAAUUUUGAUUAAUUUUUUUGUUGUUGUUUAAGUUACUUAAAACGUAAUACAAACAAAUGUUUAUUGUAGUUACUAAUAAAUAAAGUUCUGCUGACGUUGACACUCUUUCAUUGCGAUUGAUGUUAUUUUUGUUGAUUGAUACAAUUGGUACAAUAGCGCAGCAGAAGGAAGAAAUGCAUUUGCACAAAAAUAAGAAUGUUCCGUUGCAUUUUUGUUUUGACAAAAAAUCUAUUAACAUGUUUUGUUUUAAUGGUGGUAAUGUGAAUGUUAUCUUGUUGCUUCUGAUUGCUGCUGUUCGUAUAAUUUUAAAUUUAAAUUAAUGUAAACAUUUACAAUUCAUCCUUCGGGUGUUCUUCGGAUUUCUCUUCAA
Molecule: messenger RNA, 2685 nt
Organism: Anastrepha ludens (Mexican fruit fly)
Lineage: Eukaryota; Metazoa; Arthropoda; Insecta; Diptera; Tephritidae
Gene: JMJD7
Product: bifunctional peptidase and (3S)-lysyl hydroxylase Jmjd7
Exons: 2
Coding region: 257-1207 (316 amino acids)
Molecular function (GO): 2-oxoglutarate-dependent dioxygenase activity
Source: RefSeq, a predicted model, not a curated record